Colletotrichum acutatum is the source of this 4874-nucleotide messenger RNA. Its product is annotated as ABC-2 type transporter. Lineage: Eukaryota; Fungi; Ascomycota; Sordariomycetes; Glomerellales; Glomerellaceae. Gene Ontology annotation, molecular function: ABC-type transporter activity; ATP hydrolysis activity; ATP binding. The transcript has 4 exons. Gene Ontology annotation, cellular component: membrane. The coding region runs from base 12 to 4874 and encodes 1620 amino acids. Gene Ontology annotation, biological process: transmembrane transport. The record is from RefSeq and is a predicted model, not a curated record.
CAACUACAGCCAUGUCUAACGCACUCUCCACCGACGAAAAGGCAGAGAACGAGCGGCCAGUUCCACGGUCUUUGCGUCCAUCUCGGCAUCGCGCCUCUCUUCUUAGCUUUCCAGGCGCUCCACCUCCCAGUGACAAUCGGCCUAGAUCUGUACACAUAUCUGCGGACGAAUACAAAGCCAUUACAGAUCUCGUCGAUUUAGCAAAGUCUUUCCUCGAGAAACAACAACAAAAUGGCGAAGCCUCAUUAUUUUCGACCCAAAGCGACUCUGUGCUAGACGCUCCCAAGCAAGAUGGGCCCCUCGACCCCUUUGGCAACAACUUUGACGCCCGGGAAUGGGCCAAGGCAUUUUAUCGCCUCCGCUCCGACAGCUGCGAAGUGCGCAAGGCCGGCGUCGCCUAUCGCAAGCUCAACGUCUCGGGCUACGGAUCCGACACGGCCUUUCAAACAACGGUGGGCAACGCGUGGUGGCUCAAGGCCACUGGGGCCAUGCGUGGCUUAUUGCGUCUAAAGCGUCAACAGGUGCGCAUCCUGCAUGACCUCGAGGGAGUCGUCAACGAUGGCGAGAUGCUUUGCGUAUUGGGUCCGCCUGGAAGUGGCUGUUCGACCUUUUUGCGUACGAUGGCGGGAGACACGCAAGGCACCCAGGUAGCGGAGGAUUCUCACCUCAACUACCGCGGCGUGAGUGCCGAUGAGAUGAAGCGGUACUUCAAAGGCGACGCCAUUUACACUGCCGAAGAGGACGUUCACUUUCCAGCACUCUCGGUAGCAGACACACUCUUUUUCGCCGCGAGGGCGAGGGCUCCUAGGACUCGGCCCGCUGGGCUUUCUGCAGACGAGUAUGCGACCUGGGUGCGUGACGUGACUAUGGCCAUGCUGGGGAUCCAGCACACGAUGCAGACACCAGUUGGCGGGACAGAUGGCGACACAGUACGCGGCGUAUCUGGUGGCGAGCGCAAGCGUGUGAGCAUUGCUGAAGCGGCGCUGAGUUUCGCGCCGAUCCAGUGCUGGGACAACAGCACGCGCGGGCUCGACAGCGCCGCGACUGUCGACCUUUGCAAAAAUCUGCGCGUCCAGAGCGAUAUCAUGGGCAUGGUGAGCAUGGUAGCCAUUUACCAAGCACCCGAGGAGGCCUACGAGCUAUUUGACAAAGUACUGGUUCUCUACGAAGGACGACAGAUUUACUUUGGGAAGACGACGGAAGCCAAACGCUAUUUCCAGCGGCUGGGCUUCGUUUGUCCUAAGAUCCAGACGACACCGGACUUCCUGACAUCCAUGACCAGCCCAGCCGAGCGCGAGGGCAUCGUCAAGCCCGGCUACGAGCAAAAGGUCCCGCGUACUCCGGACGAGUUCGCCGAGGCGUGGCGGACGAGUAGUCUCCGCCACAAGCUCGGCGAGGAACUAGACUCCUACGACGCAUCCUUUUCCUUGAGCAGCAGUGGCCCGCGCAACUCACGCACACAUUUUGCCGAAUUCCUCGAGAGUAAGAAGAGUGAUCAGUCUUGGAUGCAACGAUGGAAGUCCCCCUACACCCUCUCGUACCCACGCCAGGUCCUCCUAUGUCUAUGGCGCGCACUCGCGCUGCUCAAGGCUUCGCCACAGAUGACGGUGAUGAUGCUCGUUCUUAACCUCUUCCAGACUCUCAUCGUUGCCAGUGUCUUCUUCCGUCUGCCCGACACGGCCGAGUCCAUCAAGUCGCGCAGCACGUUUCUCUUUACCGCUGCUCUGGUUAACGCCUUUGGAUGCGUGCUUGAGGUGCCAGCUUUGUACGCUAAGCGCGCCAUCGUCGAGAAGCAUGUCCGGUACGCCUUAUAUCACGCCUCAGCCGAGGCUGUUGCCGAUCUGGUUAUGAGCUUGCCGUAUAAGCUGCUCAACGCAAUCACGGUCAAUACAAUUUUCUACUGGAUGUGUAACAUGCGCAACGAAGCCGGGUCCUUUGUGUUCUUCGUGCUGGUCCAGUUCGCUAUGACCCUGGCCGUGAGCUUACUUUUCCGACUAGUUGCUUCCGUCACAAAGAGCCAUACGGCGGCCCAGGCACCUUCAACCAUCGUGUUGCUCACGCUGGCGCUCUACACCGGGUUCGCUGUCCCACCCGCGUACAUCAAGCCAUACGCCAAAUGGAUCGCCACGCUCAGCCCUGUGUCUUACGGGUUCGAGGCUCUAAUGAUCAAUGAACUCGGCGACGGGCGCAAGUUUCCUUGCAAGACCUUUGUCCCAUUUGGUCCGAACUACGAAAUGGACGCCGCGAGUAUGACCAUGAUGGCUCGGACGCGCGUGUGUGCCGCGCAGGGAGGCGUGCCGGGCGAGACAUUCAUCAACGGAAGCAAGUACAUCACCGGCGCAUUUCGGUAUAUGGACAGCCAUCGAUGGCGGAACGUCGGUAUUGUCUUUGCAUUUGCAGUCGCCUAUCUUGUUCUGCAUCUCAUUGCCACAGAGAUGGUGAGUAGCGCGAAGAGUAAAGGGGAGAUGCUUGUCUUCCCUAGGGGCAAAGUCCCGACAAGGCGGACGGGAGAGCCAACUAGAGACGUGGAGGACCAAAUCACCAAGGGGAAGACAGAAGCCCCCAGCGGCCAUGACGCUGACGACAAUGCCGACUUGACCAUUGACCGUCAGACGGCCAUAUUCCACUGGAGCAAUGUCUGCUACGAAGUCAAGCUCAAGAAGAAGGAGACGAAACGCAUUUUGGAUGGCGUAGACGGAUGGUGCAAGCCGGGAACGCUCACUGCCCUCAUGGGCGUUUCUGGCGCCGGCAAGACUACUCUCCUCGAUGCCCUCGCCUCGCGUCUGUCUGUCGGUGUGGUUACGGGCGAGAUGCUCGUUGAUGGUGCUCCGCGCGACGCCUCCUUCCAGCAGAAGACGGGUUACGUCAAGCAGCAGGACCAACACCUUCUCACGUCAACGGUACGUGAGGCACUCACUUUCAGCGCCAUUCUCCGCCAACCGGCCCGGUUUUCCCAGAAGCAGAAGAUUGCAUACGUCGACAAGGUGAUUGAGAUCCUGGGUAUGGAAGAGUAUGCGGAUGCCGUCGUCGGCGUCCCCGGAGAGGGUCUCAAUGUUGAGCAGCGCAAGAAGCUUACCAUCGGUGUUGAACUGGCUGCUCGUCCUGCACUUCUGUUGUUUUUGGACGAGCCUACCUCGGGCUUGGAUUCUCAGACAAGCUUAUCGAUCUGCACUUUGCUUGAGACGUUGAGACAAAACGGGCAGGCUAUCUUGUGCACAAUUCACCAGCCUUCAGCGACUCUCUUUGAGAGGUUCGACAGACUUCUUCUCCUUGCUCGAGGCGGAAGGACUGUCUACUUUGGCCAGAUUGGGCGCAACGCCAAGGUCCUGGUCGACUACUUUAUCCGCAAUGGCGGACCGCGACCCAAGAAGGGGAAGAAUCCGGCCGAGUACAUCCUUGAACAAGUCAAGGCUAGCGGAAGCGGGAAAAGCGACGUGGACUGGCCCGAAGUAUGGCGACAAAGCACCGAGUAUGAAGAGGUCAAGGCUCAUCUGGCAAAACUCAAAGAAACAAAACACCAAGGCGCAGCACAACAACAGCAGCCACAGAACGAUCCCCCUUUCGCCGCUCCUGUAAUCACUCAGUUCUCCGAGGUGACCAGGCGAUUGGCAAAGCACUACUGGCGCACCCCAAGUUACGUCUACGCAAAAUUGCUCUUGACCUUUGGCUCGGCUCUCUUCAUCGGCCUCUCGCUGCUCAACUUACCCAACACGCAGACAGGCAUCACGAUCCAGACCAUCGCCAUCUUCAUGUUCCUCACAACGCACCUCAACCUGACACAACAGAUUGUCCCCACAUUCGUGUCCCAGCGCACACUCUAUGAAGGACGUGAGCAGCCCUCGCGCACAUACUCGUGGGCCGCUUUCAUGGGCGCUCAAAUGGUUGUAGAGAUGGCCUAUAACGCGCUCAUGGCCCCGCCAGCGUUUGUAGCAUGGUACUAUCUGGUCGGGCUCCAACGCAACGCAGCAGAGACAAACGAAACCGCAGCUCGUGGUGGGCUUGCGGUCUUGUUCAUGCUCGUCUUUUUCCUGCAAGCUAGUACCUUUGCGUACAUGAUUGGGGCGGCCUUCGACCUCGCCGACCAGGCCGCAGGCGUCGGCAAUCUUUUGUUUGUUAUGAUGUUCAUCUUCAACGGUAUCCUCGGGACGCCACCCAAGUUCUGGGUAUGGGUGUACCGCGUCAACCCCUUCACCUAUCUCGUCGAGGGAUUACUGGGUACCGGUCUUGCGAACGCCAAGAUCCAAUGUGCCGAUAACGAGUUCCUGCUCGUGAAUCCGCCUCUUGGACAGACGUGCGGCGAGUACUUGCAGCCCUUCAUUGCCCAGGCGGGCGGAUACCUCGCUGAUCUCACUGUCUUGGACAACUGCAAGUAUUGCACGACAAACAAUACGAAUCAGGUCCUGGCAGGGGUACAUGUCGAGUUCAGCAACCGCUGGCGCGACUUGGGCAUCUUGUUCGCGUACGUCUUCUUCAAUGCUAUUGCUGCUUUCGGGUUGUAUUACAUCCGUGUGCCCAAGCCAAAGAAAGAUAAUGGCAAUGCAUCACCAUCAACAUCGCCAUCUCCCCAAGAUGAACCUCCGCCCAAGUUUCCUAUGGAAGAGUCGGAGAAGCAAGCGGAAAGGUCCUCUCAGACCACGCGAGCUGGCAAGGUUCUUGGAUCACUUCGGUCGUCCAUUCACGGCGGCUUACAGGGGCUUGGGGGUGGUGGAAAGAAGUACUGGGAUGAUGACUUGGAGAAUGCCGACGAUGCUCAAAUAAUUGGCAAGGAAGCAGAGUUGGGGUAUUUGAGUGAGGGCGAAGAGGGGAACCGGGAUGUUGAUAUUCGCGAUUUCUCCAUGCAAAGGUCGCCUGUGACUCCUCAAUAUUGGAUUUGA